Messenger RNA from Oryza sativa Japonica Group (Japanese rice), 2614 nucleotides. The record is from RefSeq and is a predicted model, not a curated record. NCBI's taxonomy places the organism in Eukaryota, Viridiplantae, Streptophyta, Magnoliopsida, Poales, Poaceae.
AUCCAAUCUAUACACAGGAUAAUUAAUGGUAUUUUCCAACAAGAUUAUGGCAUAUGUGGAAUUUGUGGUCUGACUUUCAUAAUUCAGUCAUUAUGGACCCUGAAGGCUUCUUUGUUUUGUCCUUUUUGAUUUGUUAUAUACUUACUUUACAGCAUUGUAUUGUAUGGUUGAGCAGUAUUGCAACAUUUUAAUUCUCAAUAGACAACUAAAGAAAAUGAAUUCUGCAUAGAAUUGAUAACUAUUUAGGGUUGAAAGGCAUAAACAAUAUUUUAUGCAAUGCCAGAAAGAAAUAUUUUGAGCUCUGAUGAAAGUGCCAUGUUAAGUGCAGGAACACAUACUUCUGCCCCAUUGAUUAUGGCACAAAUUGCCAGCAUGAAGUGCUCAUAAACUAUAGCAGGAUGUUAUAUGAGAAAUAGUUUGGCACUUCACAUUAAAUUGAGCAUUUUGUUUUUCAUUUUUCUUAGCUUGUGCACCAAUUGCUUGCCUGCUUUUGCUGGAAAAGUAUGAAGUACACUCUUUGAUGAUUAAAUUCUGUUCACUGUGUUGCUUGGCUAGAACUUACUCUGCCAUCCUUACUAGAUUCUCCAAUUAUGCAAAAUCAUUGUUUCCAAGUGAAAAUUAAGUUUUCGAAGAUGUCAGAAUUCAGUAUAUGCAAUUAAUUAUCAACUUUUGUUUUUAGUUGGAGUCACUAUACAAGCAGAUCAUGUGCUUAGAUUUUGGGGCUUCAGUUCACUUUCCACACUAAAAUGUGCACCUAAGUUGUUGAUAUGUGUCUCUGCACUCUUCAGUAUCCCACAUCAUAACACAUAGUACAUAAAUCUACUGGAAUCAUAUAUUAAUAACAUUCUUGCAUGUUUUAAAUUGGUAACUGGUGCCUGGUUUCAAUAAAGAUUUGAUUGCAAAUUUUCUGAGGUAUCAGAACUAAAGUUUACUCUUUUUUGCAUAGCACAAGUCCACAGUUCACUGUGACCAGCGGUGCUAUAUCCUAGAAGGACAUAUGGUACAUGAAUUUUUCAGAUGAUCCACAAUCCCCUAAGAAUGGAGAAAAUGCUAUUAUAAAGUCAAAAACCGGAUACUGGAAAGUUGUUGGCACUGUUAGAAUACCGACAAGUACUGUUAUUGUGGGUAUGAAAGUUUCUCUGGACCAUUAUGAAGGCGAAGCACCAUCUGGUAAGAGAACUGGGUGGGUGAUGGAUGAAUAUCUGAUUGAACAGAAUGACGAAGCUAAUCUACCACAGGACUACAAGAAUUUGUGUACAAUAUUCUUUCAGGGAGACGACAUAUUAAAUGCUGGAGAUAAGCAGAUAUGUCUGAAUGCAAAUGUUCCUAAUGAACGCAAGGAAUUUUACCUUCAAUAUCUUGCUGAACUAGAAGAGCAAAAUGCUGCAUGGAGCAACCAGGCUGUAUCUGUAAACGAGCAAGAUGUCUCUUCCAGCAAAGGACUGGACGGGCAAAAAACUAGUGCUGCUGAUGACCAAUCUGUUAAUCAUGCCCCUUCUAGGGAGGGCUACAUAGAAUUGAAUGACUUCUUAAACUCAGAUUCGUCCGCAUCAACUUCGGAAUACUCAAGUCAACGCACUAUGAUUUCUGAAGAGUACUUCGAUUCUGAUGCAUUUCUGAGGGAGAUUAGGAAUGACCAUAACGCAGCUGAUGAAGAACAUACAGACAGCAAGUUCAGCGUAGCUGCAGCUAGUAAAUCAGAUUGCGUGGUUAUCAGUCCACCUGAACAAGGGUUUGUUAACAAUCUCGAUAACCAUGCCACCAUAGCUGGAGAUUCACCGCAAAAGUCAGUGAAAAAUGAUAAAGUAGACGAACACUCAAGUGAGGAGCAUCCACAGCACAGUCCUACAACUUCCUGUUUCCCAAGUCAUGUGAAACGAAGCCUUUCUAGUAGUUCCAGUAGCUCUCAGGGUACCAGCAACAGCAAGUCUCCCCAGAGACAGAGAGAGCGAUCUACCAAAAAAAUUGGAAAAUUAGGAAAGUACUGGUGUUGUGGAUCAUUAUAGUCCAUUGCAUAGCAUUUCUAUACUCUGUACAGGAAGCAUGACAUUACGCCAUGCUAUUUUGAUACGGACUGGUCGCCUCAACAGAUUUAUGCCAGAUCUUCUGAUAGAACAUAGUCAAAGAAGACUGCAAGUUUUGAAGCAACAAUGACCAACAAUACUACAAACUGUGGAAAGUUACAUUUUUGUUUUGUUCAUAGUGUGAAGAUAUCAUGACCUUGAUGAUUCUGUCAAACUGAAGUGAGCUACCUUGAUUCCAUUCUUGAUUGAUAGGGUCAGAUAUUCACUGAUACCUGUGUUAGUUCAGUGAAAUGAGGAUGGCAGUAGUUUCUGAUUAUCACCAGGUGCUCUCAUUUGUAAACAUCUACAGUACAGUUUCAUAUGAUAGAAUUUCACAUUUUAGUAAGUACUAAUACUGAUUGCUCAAUACUUAGUUAUCCUGCUUGCAUUUGAAGGAGUAUAAGCUUUUGAUUUAUGAAAUCCUCUGUGUGGCAGUCGCCUGUUGUCUGCUGGUAAAACUAGGAUGAGUAUAAGCUGGGUUACGUAGAUGUUCUCACCUGACUGUAAACAUGUUUUACUCUUCAGCUUCAAGUUUCUCCUUGAGUUGUUAA